Messenger RNA from Lindgomyces ingoldianus, 207 nucleotides. RefSeq lists its product as uncharacterized. The transcript has a single exon. The record is from RefSeq and is a predicted model, not a curated record. Gene Ontology annotation, molecular function: protein binding. NCBI's taxonomy places the organism in Eukaryota, Fungi, Ascomycota, Dothideomycetes, Pleosporales, Lindgomycetaceae. The annotation marks the transcript as partial.
AAGUACGUGGAGGCGGAGAAGAUGCAUCGAGAGACGCUGGCACUCCGCAAGAAGGUGUUAGGAAAGGAUUACCCAGACACGCUAACGAGCGUCUACUGCCUUGCAUACACACUGCACCAGUGGGAGCAAUACGAAGAGGCUUUGUCACUCUAUCACAAGGCUAGGAUUGGUUAUAAAGAGAAACUUGGCGCGGCCUAUCCUACUACC